Sapajus apella (tufted capuchin) is the source of this 1253-nucleotide messenger RNA. It is a transcript of the gene PBX4, whose product is annotated as PBX homeobox 4. The record is from RefSeq and is a predicted model, not a curated record. Gene Ontology annotation, cellular component: nucleus. Gene Ontology annotation, molecular function: DNA-binding transcription factor activity, RNA polymerase II-specific; RNA polymerase II cis-regulatory region sequence-specific DNA binding. NCBI's taxonomy places the organism in Eukaryota, Metazoa, Chordata, Mammalia, Primates, Cebidae. Gene Ontology annotation, biological process: brain development; neuron development; animal organ morphogenesis. The transcript is spliced from 6 exons. The annotation marks the transcript as partial.
UGCCCCCGUCUCUCUUAUCUAGUGGUAAGCAUCCGUGGCAUUCAGGACGACGAUCCCCCUGACGCCCAGCUCCUGAGACUGGGUGACAUGCUGCUGGCCGAGGGCGUGUGCAGGCCUGAGAAGACAGGAAGAGGAGGAGCGGUGGCCGGGGCCGGCACAGCAACACCAGGUGGCUGUCCAAAUGACAAUAGCAUUGAGCACUCUGACUACAGGGCCAGGCUGUCCCAGAUACGACAGAUUUACCACUCUGAGCUAGAGAAAUAUGAACAGGCCUGCCGUGAGUUCACCACGCACGUCACCAACCUCCUCCAGGAGCAGAGCAAGAUGAGGCCCGUCUCCCCAGAGGAGAUUGAGCGCAUGGUCGGCGCCAUCCACGGCAAGUUCGGUGCCAUCCAGAUGCAAUUGAAGCAGAGCACCUGCGAGGCCGUGAUGAUGCUGCGCUCGCGGCUGCUCGAUGCCAGGCGCAAGCGGCAGAAUUUCAGCAAGCAGGCGACGGAAGUGCUGAAUGAAUAUUUUUAUUCCCAUUUGAGCAACCCUUACCCCAGCGAAGAAGCCAAAGAAGAGCUGGCCAGGAAGGGUGGCAUCACCAUCUCACAGGUCUCUAACUGGUUCGGCAACAAAAGAAUCCGGUAUAAAAAGAACAUGGGGAAGUUUCAGGAAGAGUUUAUCAUUUACACGGGUAAAACGGCUGUAGAUACCAACGAAGUUGGGGUCCCAGGGAACCACACCAGCUGCCUGUCAACACCCAGCUCCGGCUCGUCUGGACCCUUCCCACUGCCCAGCGCUGGAGACGCUUUCCUCACCCUGCGGACACUGGCCUCUCUCCAGCCUCCUCCUGGCGGAUGCUGCCUGCAGUCCCAGGCCCAGGGUAGCUGGCAGGGGGCCACCCCCCUACCUGCAACUGCGCCACCUGCUGGAGACCCUGGCGGCAUCAACUCCAACGCGGCUAAUUAAGUUUUGGGGAUAAGCAAGAAAGAGCGCCGCCGCCUGAGCUGCUGCGCGUGGCCGGCCCUCGCGUGGUUAGUCCACGUGCCGCUAAUGACCUCAGAAAACGCAGAUGAGUCCCUGCUCCUCAGCUGGCCCGUGGCGCCGGCACUUGUGUCUGCUGGGACUCGAGAUGGCCUGAAAAGCCACUCAUUCUCCCACCUCAGUUCGUUUUUUUGAUAGUAAUUUUAUGGUAAUGGUAUGAAUUGUCUGUUCUAGGACUUGGCACAGAUUUUCCCAUUAAAAUUUUUGACUUAUUUUCAUUCCGA